Molecule: messenger RNA, 90 nt
Organism: Plasmodium gallinaceum
Lineage: Eukaryota; Apicomplexa; Aconoidasida; Haemosporida; Plasmodiidae
Product: conserved Plasmodium protein, unknown function
Exons: 1
Coding region: 1-90 (29 amino acids)
Source: RefSeq, a predicted model, not a curated record
AUGUGUUGCUGUAUAUGUGGUUUACUAUUCUUAGCAUUAAUUGCUAUAAUUGUUGUAUUAAUUCUAAAAGGAAUUAUAAAAUUGUCUUAA